Molecule: messenger RNA, 390 nt
Organism: Microsporum canis CBS 113480
Lineage: Eukaryota; Fungi; Ascomycota; Eurotiomycetes; Onygenales; Arthrodermataceae
Exons: 1
Coding region: 1-390 (129 amino acids)
Source: RefSeq, a predicted model, not a curated record
AUGGGUCUUUGUACAAUACUCACAAUACCGAUCCAGGCUAGUGCGCCCAAAGCGGAAGAUCGGGGACUUGCCGUGGGUAUCUUGGUAUCAUUUCGACUCUUCGGUGCUCUGAUAGGGCUGGCAAUAGGUGCAACCACCUUCAGCAGUGUGUUUGCAAACUCCAUUGCUUCUAUCAGCAAGCUGGAGGGCCUGCCUGGCUUCCUGUUCCAUUGUAUGGGCAUACACCGCGGCGCGGCUAAAAAGAUCUUCAAGCAUAAAUACAACGCGUCCUAUAUAAAGAGAGAGAACAAGAAGGUUGGAUGGCUGGGAACGAAGACAUGCAUCUCGACAUAUGGGGUCUCCUGUGUUAUUGGAAUUAUGGUUAUAGCACGCGAACAGCCUCUCCUUUAG